AUGUUUAAAUUUUUCACUUCUCCAACAACUAUAAAGAGAUCGACAUUUCUCUUCAAUUAUUCUAGUGGUUUGUUUUCAAAAUCAUUAAUUACAUACUAUAGAACCAUGUCUACUACUCCUACUAUUCCUACCAUUAAAUUAAACUCUGGUUAUGAAAUGCCAUUAGUUGGUUUCGGAUGUUGGAAAGUCAAUAAUGAAACUGCUGCUGACCAAAUCUACAAUGCUAUCAAAACUGGUUACAGAUUAUUUGAUGGUGCUGAAGAUUACGGUAAUGAAAAAGAAGUUGGUGAAGGUAUUAACAGAGCCAUUAAAGAAGGAUUAGUUAAAAGAGAAGAAUUAUUCAUCACUUCUAAAUUAUGGAACAAUUUCCAUGAUCCAAAGAAUGUUGAAACUGCUUUAAACAAAACUUUAAGUGACUUGAACUUGGACUAUGUUGAUUUAUUCUUGAUUCAUUUCCCAAUUGCUUUUAAAUUUGUUCCAAUUGAAGAAAAAUACCCACCUGGUUUCUACUGUGGUGAUGGUGAUAACUUCCACUAUGAAGAUGUUCCAUUAUUAGAUACUUGGAAAGCUUUGGAAAAAUUGGUUGAAGCUGGUAAGAUCAAAUCUAUUGGUAUUUCCAAUUUUACUGGUGCUUUGAUUUACGAUUUGAUCAGAGGUGCUACUAUCAAACCAGCUGUUUUACAAAUUGAACAUCACCCAUACUUGCAACAACCAAAAUUGAUUGAAUAUGUUCAAAAAGCUGGUAUUGCCAUUACUGGUUACUCUUCAUUUGGUCCACAAUCAUUCUUGGAAUUGGAAUCCAAGAGAGCUUUGAACACCCCAACUUUAUUUGAACAUGAAACUAUUAAAUCAAUUGCUGAUAAACAUGGUAAAUCCCCAGCUCAAGUUUUAUUAAGAUGGGCUACUCAAAGAAAUAUUGCUGUUAUUCCAAAAUCAAACAAUCCAGAAAGAUUAGCUCAAAACUUGUCUGUUGUUGACUUUGACUUGACUAAGGAUGAUUUGGACAAUAUUGCUAAAUUGGACAUUGGUUUGAGAUUCAAUGAUCCAUGGGACUGGGACAACAUUCCAAUCUUUGUUUAA
Candida tropicalis MYA-3404 is the source of this 1080-nucleotide messenger RNA. RefSeq names its product trifunctional aldehyde reductase/xylose reductase/glucose 1-dehydrogenase (NADP(+)) (gene GRE3). Lineage: Eukaryota; Fungi; Ascomycota; Pichiomycetes; Serinales; Debaryomycetaceae. Gene Ontology annotation, molecular function: D-xylose reductase (NADPH) activity. The coding region runs from base 1 to 1080 and encodes 359 amino acids. Gene Ontology annotation, cellular component: cytosol. The record is from RefSeq and is a predicted model, not a curated record. The transcript has a single exon.